Messenger RNA from Anopheles maculipalpis, 1309 nucleotides. RefSeq names its product acyl-CoA-binding domain-containing protein 5. Gene Ontology annotation, biological process: fatty acid metabolic process. Gene Ontology annotation, molecular function: fatty-acyl-CoA binding. The coding region runs from base 47 to 1135 and encodes 362 amino acids. The record is from RefSeq and is a predicted model, not a curated record. The transcript is spliced from 4 exons. Lineage: Eukaryota; Metazoa; Arthropoda; Insecta; Diptera; Culicidae.
GAGGAUUUGCAGAUGCAGUUGUAGUGCACUCAUAGUCGAUCGCAAAAUGUCGAUUGAGCAACGAUUUAAUGCGGCAGUAAAUGUGAUCAGGGGUCUGCCAAAGAAUGGACCGUAUCAACCAAGCAACGAUAUGCUGCUACGGUUUUAUUCGUACUACAAGCAGGCCACGAAAGGCAAGUGUGAUGAACGUAAACCGGCCUUCUGGGAUGUUAUUAAUCGUGCCAAAUGGGACGCUUGGAAUCGGUUAGGUGACAUGGAGAAGGAAGUGGCUAUGCAGAAAUAUGUAGACGAAUUGAAAAAGAUUGUUGAAACGAUGUCCUACACCGACAAUGUGGCCAACUUUAUGGAGUACAACAUGAGCGAUCUAGAUAAUGUGAGCAUCCAGGAUUUGGAAAUGGUUGCGCCGGAAGCAAUUAAAAAAGUUCGCUCCCGUCCAAACUCACCGUUUGCAUCGCGAGAAGCGAGUCCGAAUCGACUAUCACCGGUCACACCAUCGCCACCACCGUUGAUGCCCACGCAGGCCGCUCCGAUGGUAAAUGGGCACGUGCAUAAACCGAUGGCAAUCAACGGGUACACUCACAACGGCUAUCAUCAAGCCGGUCAUCAUCAAACGAAUGGUAUGGUUUCGUCGACGAUGAGCAACGGCGCUAGUUCGGAGCUAAGCGACGACGAGUACAUCGAUACGUACGAUGAUGAUUUUGAAAGCGAAACCAACACCACUACCGUUUUCCGUCCAAUCGAGGCCGUCAAUCACGCUCACUACUAUCAGAAUGGUGUAUCCAAUGUGGCCGGUAUGCCGAUGGUUAACGGUGCGGGGACGUUCCUACACGGCUCGGAAGGUGCCGGAUUUCUGCGUAAUGAUGUGGCCGCACAGAUUACACGAACGAUCGAACGGUUAAACAUCAGCGUACAGCAGGUAAACAAUCGUGUUAGCGUGAUCGAACAAUCGAUGGUUGAGCUGCGAGAACAGCAACAGCAGCAGGUCGCCAAAAUGCGCGCUUCCUCUGUCCGGUCUGCACGACCCGCUUGGUGGCCUUUUGCGGAUAUAUCACCCGGACUGUUGGCAUUCGUCAUACUGUGGCCGCUGGUAAUCAAUCGAAUAACUGGCAGCUGGACGCAGAGAAAGAAUGCCUGAAAACGUACGAAUGAUAAGGAUGCCCCUUGUCGUGUAUUUUGUUGGAACAAUAGAACAAACAUGGAGUUGUGAAUAGUGGUAAAAACGGUUUGGGUAGUAGCAGCCACGCAUUGCAGCGGUUUUAUUCGCUUAGAAAGUAGAAGUCCCAUUACCCAGUGCAAAUACCGAAAGUAA